AGAGAAGCAGGAGGUCUAACUAUACGAAAGCUGUUUCUCAGCCUCUCCCUCUCUGCCUCCCAAUUGGAAGUUGGUCAAGGCGUGGGAUCAGCUGACCGAUCACGUCACUAUCACGAUCACGUGGACUGAUGCUUUGGCGUGAGGGCUGCAGGUCAGUCGGUGGAGAUGCAGUGCAGUUCAGUUUGUUGUCUCCAAUGCCAAUACAGUAGUGCCGAUGCCAGUGCCAGUCCAGUGCCAGAAAUGCCAACUACUCUACUUCUUAAUUCUUUGAAUUAACCAGCAUUCUGCCCUCUGCGUUCUGGGGGUAUCUUUUUCUUCCGCACGCCCCCUCUCCCUCCAGAUCGAUUCCCCUCUCCCUCCAGAUCGAUCGGUUCCCCUUUCUCUCUCGGGUGCUGGUCGUUGGCGGUGGUGCUCUUCACCUUCAAUUCUCAACCUCCCCUACACUGCACCCCCAAAGUAGUUCCAGAGUUGCGCCGCCCCUCAGGACACGACCAGCCAACAAUCCGAUCUUGAACCUUCUGAACCACCAAGAGAUACCUACACCACACCGACUCCCCUCCCCACCCGCAACAAUGGAUAACAACAACCGUUUCCAUUUGAAUCUAAACCCCAACCCCAACGGGGAACGACAACAGUUCAACGAUCGUGCCUACCCAACCACUCCCUCAACCUUUCCUAAUCCCAUAUUCCCGUCUCAGGCACAAGGGGCUUCUUCGCAAGGACAGGGUCAAAACGGCCAACAACCAUACUCCACAGGUUUCGCUCCAGCUGGAUACUUCAUGAACAAUCCGUACCCCCCAGCAUAUCCUCAACAGCCUCCUGCCACUUCUUAUGGACAAGCUCCCCCUCAACCACCAGCAGCAUCGUACCAGCAACAGCGACCAUCCCCAUACCAAGCCAAUGACUCGACAAAUGGGUUGGUGCACCAGUUCUCUCACCAAAACUUAGGUGGUCGCAGUUCCCCUUACGGCGCUCGUCAGAAUUCUUCUCCCAGCCAACGACCUCGAACCGCAGGAGCACCCAGUCAACAGGCGAAUUAUCAGGGUGGCUAUUUGACCCCAAUGCCUUCCCAAGCUGCCCAGCAACAAAAUUGGCCAGAAUGGCAGACUGCCCCUGAGCGAAACCCAGACAAGUAUGGCAAAUCAGCAGAGACCAACCAAACAAAAUGUUCACAACUGGCCGAGACUUUCUUCAAAGACAGUGUCAAGCGUGCUAGAGAUCGAAAUGUUAGGUGAGUGAGGCUGUCGCUUGCAUGUUACGUUGCGUCUAGUGAAGAGACACUGACAAACUUCACUACAGACAGAGUGAGAUGGAACAACGGCUAGUAGACCCAAACCAAUCCCAAUCUAGACGAGAGCAGACCUGGGCCAAUGCGGGAAAACAAGAGGGCAAAUAUCUACGAUUCUUGCGUACCAGAGACAAGCCAGAAAACUACCAAACUCUCAAGAUUAUUGGAAAGGGUGCAUUUGGAGAGGUGAAGCUGGUACAAAAGACACAAGAUGGUAAGGUCUACGCCAUGAAGUCGCUUAUCAAAAGUGAAAUGUUUAAGAAGGACCAAUUGGCACACGUUCGAGCGGAGCGAGACAUCUUGGCCGAGUCCGACAGUCCUUGGGUUGUGAGACUUUAUACCACUUUCCAAGAUGCAGACUUCCUCUACAUGUUGAUGGAGUUCUUGCCUGGUGGAGAUCUCAUGACCAUGUUGAUCAAGUACGAGAUCUUUUCCGAGGACAUUACUCGAUUCUACAUUGCUGAGAUUGUUCUUGCGAUCGAAGCUGUUCAUAAAUAUGGAUUUAUCCAUCGGUAAGUUUUGCCCCUUGCCUUGCCAUCCUUUCCCUUUUCUGGUUUAUUAGAAUCUAAACCCUCUAGUGAUAUCAAACCCGAUAACAUUCUGCUUGAUCGUGGCGGACAUGUCAAGCUUACCGAUUUCGGUCUCUCGACUGGAUUCCAUAAGCUACAUGAUAACACCUACUACCAAAAUCUUCUCCAGGGCAAGUCUAACCGUCCGCGCGAUCGAAAUUCUGUCAAUCUCGACCAAAUCAAUCUUACUGUCAGCAACCGUGGAGCGAUCAACGACUGGAGAAAGUCUCGAAGAGUCAUGGCUUACUCGACUGUUGGUACACCUGACUACAUUGCUCCUGAGAUUUUCACUGGCCACGGUUAUUCAUCUGAUUGUGAUUGGUGGAGUUUGGGUACGAUUAUGUUUGAAUGUCAAGUUGGAUGGCCUCCGUUCUGUGCUGAAGAUGCUCACGACACUUAUCGCAAGAUUGUCAAUUGGCGUCAAUCAUUGUACUUCCCUGAGGAUGUUCAAUUGGGCCCAGAAGCCGAGAAUCUUAUCAGAAGGUAGGACAUCUCGUCAAGAUAUCAUCGCAGAAACUAACAUAUUAUUAGCUUGGUUUGCAAUUCCGAGAAUCGUCUUGGUCGUGGAGGAGCCGAUGAGAUUAAAGCCCACAAGUUCUUCCGUGGUGUUGAAUUCGACACGCUUCGUCGUAUUCGUGCUCCAUUUGAACCCAAAUUGAACUCGAACGUCGAUACUACCUACUUCCCCACUGAUGAGAUUGAUCAAACGGAUAAUGCUACUCAUCUCAAGGCCGCCAACGCAGCUGCUGGAGGUGGACCACGAACCGAGGCCCCCGAAAUGACGCUGCCAUUUAUCGGCUACACUUUCAAGCGCUUCGAGACCAAUUACAAUCGAUGAUGAGCAAAUUCGAAAUUCGCGUAAAAGUCAAACAAUGUCCGUCUCGGACCCGUUCAAUUUCGUAAGCUUUGCGGAAAUGUUCAAUCGGCAUGUGAGGCGACUGUAAGGCUUCUUUUCUACAGAUACCACUUUGCGAGGCAUGUCAUGAUGGAGCUAUUAAGCAUGGAAAUUACACCUUGAGGGGAACAAUGUAUUGCUCUAGAUCUCCUAGACCAGGAAUAUUUGAAAGGUCCACUUGAUAAGUCUAUGAUUUCCGGUAUUGAUUGCAUUUCCAGGCGUACAAUCAUAGAUUUUUUGUUGAAUUGUUUUUUCAUGCUCCGCCAUGCAGGUGGCUGAACCACAAAGUCAUGGGAACACAAUCAAUCGAGAAUUUGUUAAAAAAGAUAUCCGUAGAAGUAUUUGAGACAAUAAUAAACCAUUGUGACAGGUUGAGAGUCUCCUAUAUAGGUUGACUCAAGUACACUUCUAUUCACUAGUUGCCAUAUCUAAACUUAAGUUCACAUAAUCAAUUUUUUAAAAG
Messenger RNA from Hymenoscyphus albidus, 3215 nucleotides. The record is from the annotation of a GenBank genome assembly. Lineage: Eukaryota; Fungi; Ascomycota; Leotiomycetes; Helotiales; Helotiaceae.